This is a messenger RNA of Thalassophryne amazonica, 1640 nucleotides long. Its product is annotated as cytochrome P450 4B1-like. Gene Ontology annotation, molecular function: heme binding; monooxygenase activity; oxidoreductase activity, acting on paired donors, with incorporation or reduction of molecular oxygen. The record is from RefSeq and is a predicted model, not a curated record. The transcript is spliced from 12 exons. Lineage: Eukaryota; Metazoa; Chordata; Actinopteri; Batrachoidiformes; Batrachoididae. Bases 54 to 1604 code for a protein of 516 amino acids.
GAGUUUCCACUGAAACUCUUUGUCCUUUAUGGCAGACUGAUCGGUAUCUUAGCAUGGAGUUAACUGAAGCCGCCCGAAGUCUUCAGGUCCACUGGGUUCACAUUUAUCAUUUAUUUGCACUGAUUUGUGUCUUUGCCAUUACCUUUAAAUUAACUGUGUUAAUCUGCAAAAGAAAGAAUUUGCUCCAAAAAAUUGAAGCUUUUCCAGGACCACCAGCACACUGGCUUUUUGGACACACGAAAGAGUUUCAAGGAGAUGGGUCAGACUUGUUCAAGAUGAUGGCCUGGGCCCAGCAGUACCCCUUUGCUUAUCCGCUGUGGUUUGGUCCUUUUGUUUGUUCCCUUCGGAUUCAUCACCCAGGUUAUGCAAAAACCAUACUGCAAUCAACAGAGCCCAAAGAUGAUUUGGGAUAUACAUUUCUUGAAUCUUGGAUUGGUGAAGGUUUGCUGAUUUCUAAAGGUCAGAAGUGGUUUAGUCACAGAAGGCUCCUGACUCCAGGUUUCCAUUAUGACGUGUUGAAACCAUAUGUAAAACUGAUGUCAGAUUCUGCUGAAACUAUGCUGAACAAAUGGGAAAGUUAUGCAAAGAGCCAAAAGUCCUUUGAGUUGUUUGAACACGUGAGCCUCAUGACACUGGACAGCAUCUUGAAGUGCGCCUUCAGCUGUAACAGCAACUGUCAAACUGAGGGAACAACAAAUGUGUACAUUAAGGCGGUGUAUGAGCUCAGUCAACUGAUUAGUCUGCGGGUCAGGACCUUUCUGUACCACAACAACAUCAUUUUCCACCUGAGCCCACAUGGGUUCAGAUACAGGAAGGCGCUCAGGGUGGCACACAGUCACACAAAUGAAGUCAUAGAAAAGAGGAAAGAAGCAUUACACACAAAGAGGGAGCUGGAACACAUACAAGCCAAGAGACACCUGGACUUUCUUGACAUCCUUCUGUGUGCAAAGGAUGAGACACAGCAAGGUCUGUCAGAUGAAGACAUGAGAGCAGAAGUUGAUACCUUCAUGUUUGAGGGCCACGACACGACAGCCAGUGGCAUCUCUUUCAUCCUCUACUGUUUAGCCUGCAACCCAGAACACCAGAAGAUUUGCAGGGACGAGAUCAAUGAGGUCCUGAAUGGCAAGAACACAUUUGAGUGGCAGGAUCUCAAUAAAAUUCCGUACACCACAAUGUGCAUCAAAGAAUCACUUCGUCUUUACCCACCUGUCCCAACGAUGGCCAGAAAAGCUACCAAACCUAUUACCUUUUUUGAUGGAAGGACUGUGCCUGAAGGUUGUAUUAUUGGAACAAAUGUGUUUGGGAUUCACAGGAAUGCCUCUGUAUGGGAGAACCCUGAUGUGUUUGACCCACUGCGUUUUCUGCCAGAGCGCAUUAACUCCAGGUCACCUCAUGCCUUUAUUCCCUUUUCUGCAGGUCCAAGGAACUGCAUUGGUCAGACCUUUGCCAUGAAUGAGAUGAAAGUGGCAACUGCUCUGACACUGAAGAGAUAUGAGCUGAUAGGGGACCCCACGAGGAAACCUAAGAUUGUUGCGAGACUGGUGCUUCGGUCACUCAAUGGUGUCCACAUCAAAAUCAGAUCUUUGGACCCAAAAGGGGAGUAACUGCAUUAAACAGAAUAUACACUCACUGUCCACUUU